GCCCCAAGAGGUUAGACACUGCAGACGAGACACACUGUAGGUGAGAAUGCAGGAGAGAGUUCUGUCAGUUUUACAGCUCAGCUUUGCAGCAUUUGAAAAGCCAGAGCCAGUAACCCUUUCCAUUCCAGUACAUAUGAUACUGCACACAUAAUUAGGGGAAAGAUCACUAACGUGUAAUUAAGCACCUUUGUACUCCAGGAAGUAGCAACAUUUCUCAAUAAACCUGCUCUAAAGUGAAAGCAAAGAUUUCUGUUCAGGUCUGAACUUGGCCAUGAGAGACAGAACUAUACGACCGACUAAGAACUAAAGCUAAGUUGCUGCAAGAUGGUCUUCCAGGGGGUGCAGGAGAGACCCCCAAAGUUCCUCUGGAUCCUACUGUUGUAUCUCUCACUGCCGGACACAGAUGCCCUGGGAAUUAAAAUGGGUGAGUCACUGGUUAAAGCACUGCGGGACCAUGAUGUGUUCAUACCAUGUACCAUUACUGGAUAUUCAGAACUGGAUACCACCCAACUCUCUGUCACGUGGACUAUAACUAAUAAAGCUGCAACAAACCAAAUUGUCUAUAAGUUUCUCUCCCAAUCCCACCAGCCCACCCGGCCGGGAUCCUACAUUCCAACCAGUGAGCUUAUAACAGGCAAUGCUGGACUUCACUUACCCCGGGUUCAGUUCACAGAUGAAGGAGAAUAUACCUGCACUGUCUUUUAUACCCCAGAUAAAGAUGAAGGACAGUCUGCCCUGCAGGUGUCAGUACAACCAACGGGCAUUGUGGCACCUACUGAUGUUGUAGUUCAGACUGGGUCGGAAAAGUCAGUGAUGUGUGAAGCCAACGGGUUUUACCCAAAAGAUAUAACAAUUCAGUGGGUAAAGUACCUGAAUGACUCCAACUGUGUCCCACUCAACAAAGGAACCUGCACCACUGACCCAAUCGGCAAUAAAGACGGAACAUUCAAUAUAUCGAGUCAUCUGACAGUUACCCCUAGACUAGACGAAGAUGGAGAUGAAUAUUCAUGUAUCAUUUCCCACAGAUCCUUGAAAAAAGAACAGAAACUGAAUUUUACUCUGACUGUAAAAGAACAAGAUGACAAAACCAGUCAAGUUAUUGGAGCUGUAGUCGCAACAGUCGUUGUAACAUUUAUUGUGGUCUUAGCUGCCUCUGGUUAUGUUACUUUCAUCAAAAAACAGCCCCCAAGACUCUCUCCCAUUACUGGAGCAGAACAUUUGGUGCAUAUGAACAAGGGGACUCUGUCCUGCCAGAUCUCUGGUUACCGCCCAGAACCCAUCAAGAUUGUAUUGUGCUUGAAAAGGAAAGGGGCAGAACUGGAGGCUAUUUGCUCCUGGGAAUCAGAGCCACAAACUGAUCAAUCUUCAAAGAGAGAGGAACAAUCUGUGGCCAUUAAUUUCGAUGAGACCCAACACUUAGUGAGUUAUGGAGACAGUCACCUGCCCCCGGCACAGAGGCCUCUGCGAGUGGAAAUGUUUUCUCUGAUAAAAACAAACAAAAAGCGUAUUUCCAACUGUCAGUGCACAAUCCAUAUAACUCCCAAUUUAGAAGAAGACGAUGGAGCAGAACUGUCAGUGUGGGUCACUCACCGUGCUCUGAGUGUUCCCAGCUCUGUUAGUUGUCCUCUGAAGGUAGAAGGAGUUAGACCCAAACUCUUCACCAUUGUAUUUCCACUUCGUAUCAUCCACGGAGAAUCCCUGACUCUGACCUGUCCCAUCAAUGGAUUCAAGCCAAAGCCACUCUCCGUUAUUUGGAUAAGGUUGGACUUGGAGGGUCUGGAAACUGAAAUUGUGUCCUGGGAAGAUGGAAAAAGCAACAUAAAAUAUUCUAGAUAUUCACAUUGCCUGAAAGAGAAUAUACAUGAAGACUAUUCCAGCAGCUUUCUAAGUCAAUUGACCGUAAAGCCAACAGUAAAGGAAGACCAUGGAGUAAAAUAUAUCUGCAGAACUUUUCAUUAUGCAACAAAUACUGGUGCAGAAGAAAGAAUGGAAAUGUGUGUUUUAGCUGUUCCAGAACUGCAUCAAAUCAAGACAUUUCCAGAGAUUCCAUGUGUUGGGGAAGAGAUAAAGUUCUCUUGCAAAAUCCAUUCCUUCCACCCCCAAAAGUUAGAAGUUUCCUGGUAUAAAGGGAAUGAAGUCUUGUCAACAGAGAACAGCACAACUGCUGCAAAUGAUAAUGGUCUGUUGAGUUUCACCAGCCGCAUAACAUACAGCCCUUGUGUGAGGGACAUUGGGAAGAAGUUCAGGUGUGAGGUCUCUCAUCUAAGUCUCCAAAAUCCUAAAUGUGUUUCCUGGGAACUAAAACAUCUCAUUCAUAAGCCAAGUGUAGGACCCAUGGAAUGCAAUCCUGAAAUUCUGGAGCACAACCAACUGGCAACAUUAUCAUGUAUUAUAAAGGAUUUUUAUCCUAAAGACCUCUCGAUUCAAUGGUACAAAGGACCAGAAGCUGUUUCUUGUGAUAAUUAUACAGAGGUCCUACAGGAAGACCAAACAUCAGGACUUUUCUCCAAAACCACAGAAAUGUCAUUUAUUCCUUCCAUUAAUGACCAUGGGACAGAGUUCCAGCUGGAGGUUACUGCCGGGGCACAAGUUGUCAAAAGAACAAUCUGUAUUGAACUUAAAGGGCUGCCACAAGUUAAAGAUAUCAUUUGCAGUAAUCUCUCCCCAAAAUAUGGGAAACCCCUAACACUAAGCUGUGAGGUGAGUGGAUGCAAUGUCCGAGACAUCACAGCGGAAUGGCAAAUGGGAAAUAAUCCAAUAACAACAAGAAUGAGAGCAGAAACCCAAACAAAUGGAAAUUCUGUCUCAUUCCUCCUCACAUUGACGCCUACAGCAGAGCAUUAUGGGAAAUUAUUCACCUGCCUGAUAAAGCACAACGAUCUUAAGCAGCCAAUGAAGAAGAAUAUCUCUCUGCGGCUGCCGGAUGUCCCACCCACCUUAUCUGACAUUACAGUGUCCCCCAAAAGACCUGAGGCCAACAGAGAAGCCAUCUUCCAUGUCUCCAUUUCUGGAUUCUCAGCAAAAGGCCUCCAAGUGAAGUGGCUGAAAUCCUUUAUUCCCCUUACAGCAAAUAUAACAACCACAGAGCCCCACAUAGGAAAGGAUGAGUUAUACAGUUGCACUAGCACAUUGAAAUACACCCUGACCGACACCGACCAUAACAAGUUCAUUCGAUGUGAAGUCACUGCCAACAGGGAAAUCAAGGGAAAGCAGUUCCAGUUAGACCUUAGAGGGGAUGAAACCGAGGGCAAGCAACCCCUAAAUGCACCUGAAGACAACAAAGUUCCGUUGCAAAAGACAGUAGAAGUGAAAGAGAUUGAGUGUGUGACCCCCAACCCCAGGAAGGGAGAGGUAGUUACCCUUCAGUGUAUGAUUAAAGGACAAGAUGUGAAACAUGGAGACUUCUCCUGGAGUGAUGGAAUAUUCCCCAUUGAUGAAAGCCUCAUAGAUAACUCCAGCCUCACUGAUGGAUCCGGCUGUAUCUCCAAGGUCACCUUCACCCCUGAACAUGGCAAAAUUCGAUUUGAGACCACGUUUAAUUUUGUUACCACUGAGAGAACCUACCAACUGCAGCUGGCAUGAGAUUUAUGUGUUACUGGGGAUCUAUAUAAAUAUAUUGACUGUAGGAAAUGCUCUUCAACAAGCGCAGGAGAACCAUAACAUGAGCCUUCAGGAUACAGAGGUUUUGGGUAAAUUGCUUUACAGAUAGGGAUGUAGCGAACUGCCGAUUUGGUGUUCGCGAACGCCGUUCGCGAACACCGGCAAAAAAUGCGAACG
Xenopus laevis (African clawed frog) is the source of this 3777-nucleotide messenger RNA. RefSeq lists its product as uncharacterized. The record is from RefSeq and is a predicted model, not a curated record. Lineage: Eukaryota; Metazoa; Chordata; Amphibia; Anura; Pipidae. The transcript is spliced from 12 exons. The coding region runs from base 325 to 3582 and encodes 1085 amino acids.